Messenger RNA from Lotus japonicus, 1022 nucleotides. RefSeq names its product 40S ribosomal protein S6-like. The record is from RefSeq and is a predicted model, not a curated record. Gene Ontology annotation, biological process: translation. Bases 136 to 885 code for a protein of 249 amino acids. Gene Ontology annotation, molecular function: structural constituent of ribosome. NCBI's taxonomy places the organism in Eukaryota, Viridiplantae, Streptophyta, Magnoliopsida, Fabales, Fabaceae. Gene Ontology annotation, cellular component: ribosome. The transcript has 6 exons.
CACACCUUGAAAAUAAAUAAAAUUCUUUGUUAAAGCCCUACUACUUACUUCUUACCGUGCGCAUGAUUUGAGUUUGGUGAUCGCUCUCGGAGUCGGAGAGAGUUCGUUGCGGCGGUUGCAGUAGAACAUUGCAGGAUGAAGUUCAACAUUGCAAAUCCAACCACUGGGUGCCAGAAGAAGCUCGAGAUUGACGAUGAUCUGAAACUACGAGCAUUUUGGGACAAGAGGAUCUCACAGGAGGUCAUUGGAGAUGCACUUGGUGAGGAAUUUAAAGGCUAUGUCUUCAAAAUCACUGGAGGUUGUGACAAACAAGGUUUCCCAAUGAAGCAGGGAGUGCUGACCCCAGGUCGUGUUCGUCUCUUGCUUCACAGGGGGACACCUUGUUUUCGUGGAUAUGGAAGGCGUAAUGGAGAGCGCAGGAGGAAAUCUGUUCGUGGGUGUAUUGUCAGUCCAGAUCUCUCUGUUUUGAACUUGGUCAUUGUGAAGAAGGGUGAGAAUGAUUUACCAGGUCUGACCGACACUGAGAAGCCUAGGAUGAGAGGUCCAAAGAGAGCAUCCAAAAUCCGUAAGCUGUUCAACCUGUCCAAAGAGGAUGAUGUGAGGAAGUAUGUCAAUACAUACCGUCGGACAUUUACAACAAAAGCUGGUAAAAAGGUGAGCAAAGCUCCGAAGAUACAACGACUGGUCACUCCUCUUACACUCCAGAGAAAGCGCGCAAGGAUUGCUGACAAGAAGAAGAGAAUCGCCAAGGCAAAAUCAGAGGCAGCCGAGUACCAGAAGCUCCUCGCCUCCAGGUUGAAGGAGCAGAGAGAGCGUCGCAGCGAGAGCUUGGCAAAGAGGAGGUCCAAGCUGUCCAGUGUUUCUAAGCCAGCUGUUGCUAUAUAGAUAUAUGGUAAAGUUUAAACAUCAUUGUAGUUUUUUGUAUUUUUUGUUUUUCAAGGUGUCUGUUAUGACAGACAGUUGAGAUUUUGUUAUAUCUUAAAUACAUCGAUUUUCUUAAUAUAGUGUUGCUUAUUGAAUUA